Molecule: messenger RNA, 1705 nt
Organism: Haliaeetus leucocephalus (bald eagle)
Lineage: Eukaryota; Metazoa; Chordata; Aves; Accipitriformes; Accipitridae
Gene: THAP1
Product: THAP domain containing, apoptosis associated protein 1
Exons: 3
Coding region: 1-849 (282 amino acids)
Molecular function (GO): sequence-specific DNA binding
Source: RefSeq, a predicted model, not a curated record
AUGACAACCGCGCUGUGCACGCCCGAAGCCCUGCCUGCCGGGUGGGGCGAGCAUCCCCGGCCAGGGCCCCGGGCAUCGCCCGGGCGGAAGAGCCCUCUGAGGGGUCUCCCUCGCCGCAGCCACGGCCGCAGCGCGGGAACAGCCCCCGCCGGCCUCUGCAGCCCUUGGGACGAAGUGGGCCCCGGGUUUCCUCUUACAAGACCUGAUCUUUGCAAGAAAUGGGAAGCCGCUGUUAAAAGGAAAAACUUCAAGCCAACCAAGUAUAGCAGCAUUUGUUCAGAACACUUUACUCCUGAUUGCUUUAAAAGGGAAUGCAACAACAAGCUUCUGAAAGAAAAUGCUGUGCCCACAAUAUUUUGUUAUACUGAACCCAGUGAAAAGCUUGAAGAAUUUGCAGAACAGCCAGAAGAUCCACUACCACCACCUCCACCACCGCCACCGCCUCCACCACCUCCACCACCACCACCAGCAGCAGCUCCAGUAUUACCACCAUCUCCAUCAACUCCUUCUUUUCAUUUGUCUCAGAUAGAUGCUAGAUUUGUAGAUCCAAGUAUUGGAUUAUUGAUGCCUCCUCUCCAGACCCCUAGCAAUCUUGCUGUUUUUUGUGAUCACAACUAUACUGUAGAGGAUACAGUUCAUCAGCGAAAAAGAAUUCAGCAGCUGGAGGAACAAGUUGAAAAACUGCGGAAGAAGCUCAAGACAGCGCAACAGCGAUGCCGGCGUCAGGAAAGACAAAUUGAAAAACUGAGAGAGAUUGUUCAGUUUCAGAAAGAAAAAGACAUAUUGGCAGGAAAAGGCUAUGUGAUUCUGCCCAAUGACUAUUUUGAAGUUGUAGAAGUACCUGCCUAGAAGUCAUGAACAUCAGUUUUCACUUUGCUAGGCCAAGAAAUUUAGUUUAAAAAAUAAAUGCUCUCUAAUUAUGUGUGUAAGACUCUCCAGAAUUCUAAAACAGUAAAUAAGCAGUCAUACAAAUGAGAUCACAUUUUUUUCUUCAUUGUCAUUUCAGUUCAAUACACUUCUAAUAUAUUGAAAAUGCAAGCAUGUCAGAAUUAGAACAUGCAUUUAGUUUACAAAAUCUGAAUUGAUUUACAGAAGCAAAGGAUGCAAGGUUGAAUACAUUUAAAAUCUGUUAUUUUUUUCUUUCUUUUUUUUUCUUUUUUUUUUCCCCAGUGGAUGUCUCCUGCUUACAGGGGAUGGGGAACUGAAUCUGGCUGAGAGUGAAGUUGAGGUUGUUGUACACUUAGUGCAAAGCUUUGUCAAGGCAUUUAAUGUUGGCUUUGGUGAUCCCCAGGAAGUAGUUUUCACUGGUUUCAGAAGGAGCAGAAUUAGGCCAGCUAAGAACACCUGCAAGUGCUGCAGAAAGAUAGAGAAAGGUAAGAGACACAUUUCAGCCUGGGAAGACUUCCAACCUCAGUUUGCUAUGCCUUCAAAGCACUGCAAAGAGUCUAAUUCCUGGAUCCCUUUGGUAAGGUAUGUAAAUGAACCUCUUCUUUUGGAGUAACCUUUCACCCUUUCACCAUGUGUGUGUUGUGAGGGAGAUGAGGAGAAUUUGUUAGCAUAGCUGAUGAGAGCUGUAGAAGAGGCUUUUGUUUGGAGGGCUUGUAAAAAUACUCCUGAAGUGCAGUGCUGCACUGAACAUGUAUAGAAUCAUAGAAUCAUUUAGGUUGGAAAAGACCUUUAAGAUCAAGUCCAACCACCAACCAUG